Messenger RNA from Cimex lectularius (bed bug), 1803 nucleotides. RefSeq names its product cyclin-dependent kinase 8 (gene Cdk8). The record is from RefSeq and is a predicted model, not a curated record. Lineage: Eukaryota; Metazoa; Arthropoda; Insecta; Hemiptera; Cimicidae. The transcript is spliced from 11 exons. Gene Ontology annotation, biological process: protein phosphorylation. Gene Ontology annotation, molecular function: cyclin-dependent protein serine/threonine kinase activity; ATP binding; RNA polymerase II CTD heptapeptide repeat kinase activity. Gene Ontology annotation, cellular component: mediator complex; nucleus. The coding region runs from base 111 to 1490 and encodes 459 amino acids.
UAUGAGAUUGCCUUCCUGAUGCUGUUACUGCAAGCACAACACAAACAACCGGCUUCGACUCUCCAACGUCGUUGGAGUUGACUUACCCAUAAAUAAAUGAUAUAAUUGAAAUGGAUUAUGAGUUUAAAGUGAAAACGGCCAAUGAAAGGGCCAAAGUCGAAGACCUGUUUGACUACGAGGGCUGCAAAGUGGGCCGAGGCACUUAUGGCCAUGUCUACAAAGCUAGGAGGAAAGAUGGAUCUGACACCAAAGAUUAUGCAUUAAAGCAAAUAGAAGGAACUGGACUUUCUAUGUCAGCUUGUAGAGAAAUUGCUUUAUUGAGGGAGUUAAGGCAUUCAAAUGUCAUUACGUUAAUUCGAGUUUUCCUUUCACACAAUGAUAGAAAAGUAUGGCUACUUUUUGAUUAUGCCGAGCACGAUUUAUGGCAUAUAAUUAAGUUUCAUAGAGCUGCAAAAGCAAACAAGAAACCGGUCAUGGUACCUAAAGGAAUGGUCAAAUCUUUAUUGUAUCAAAUCCUCGACGGUAUCCACUACCUCCAUUCGAAUUGGGUUCUACAUAGGGAUCUUAAACCUGCCAAUAUUCUUGUAAUGGGGGAGGGACCAGAAAGGGGCAGGGUGAAAAUCGCUGACAUGGGUUUUGCUCGACUCUUCAAUGCCCCAUUAAAACCGCUCGCAGAUCUGGAUCCUGUGGUGGUCACAUUUUGGUACAGGGCACCGGAACUUCUUCUUGGUGCAAGGCAUUACACCAAAGCAAUUGAUAUUUGGGCCAUUGGGUGCAUUUUUGCAGAAUUAUUGACAUCAGAGCCGAUUUUUCACUGUAGACAGGAAGAUAUAAAAACUAGCAACCCUUAUCAUCAUGACCAGCUUGACAGAAUAUUCAAUGUUAUGGGAUUCCCUUUGGAAAAAGAUUGGGAAGAUAUUAAAAAAAUGCCUGAACAUCCAACGCUGUUAAAAGAUUUUAAACGAUCAAAUUAUUCAAAUUGUUCAUUAGUUAAAUACAUGGACAGGCAUAAAAUAAAACCAGAUUCUAAAGCAUUCCACCUUCUGCAAAAAUUAUUAUUGAUGGAUCCAAACAAAAGAAUCACAUCAGAAGUAGCAAUGCAGGAUCCUUAUUUUCAAGAAGACCCUUUACCAACGCAAGACGUGUUUGCUGGGUGUCCGAUUCCGUACCCAAAACGAGAAUUUUUAACAGAUGACGAUCAGGAUGAUAAGUCAGAUAAAAACAAUACACGACCAAAUCAAACUAAUAAUGGUGGUGCUGGUGGUGGUGGUCAGUCUGACCAGGGAAACAGUCACGGCCAUGGUGGUCCUAAUGCAAAACGUGUCCGUCUCUCCGGUCCGCCUCACCCUUCUGCGGGCAAUCCUAAUAACAUACAACAGCAGCAGCCCCAACAGGAAUUCCAUCAUCAGCACCAGCAGAACAUGCUCUUUCAAUCGACAACACAACAGCAACCUCAGCAGCAAAAUCCAAAUUUUCAACAAAGGUUUUGAUUUUAUAAAGGUGUCAUUGUGUCUUUUUCAAGAAUGAAAUAUUUGUUAUAUGUGUAAAUAUUUUAUAAAUUGAACAGUAUACAAUAAUGUGAAACUUUUACACUAGGAUCUUGUAAAAUAAUAGAGGAACAAAUAAAAGUAAUAUAAAAAAAGUUUUCUGUGUUAUCUUUAAUUGUAAACAUUAAAUAAAAAAUAAAAUAUGUUUAUCAAUUUUAUCAUUCUGUGAAUUAUUUAAAAAAAAAAUUCAAUAAAAAAUUACAUGAUACACGUUAAUAUUUUUUACUCUCUACGGUCAAAUUUGUAACAUGAAAAA